AACAACAGACAAGCUCUGCUUGUAUUCUGUGAGGAAGCCAAGUUUAAGUACACAUCGCUAGCAGUUGUACUUCAGCAGUGGAGAGAUGCCCCAACGUGAAUUUCAUCGGUGGAGAACUAUUACACUUAUUGAAAAAAACUGAAUGACAACAUUUUACUUUUCUCCACCCAAGAGAGAUGGCAGAAAUCUUUACUGGAUUUCUCAUUUGUCAACUGGCAGCGCUGACCAUCCAGCACGAUGGGAAUAGAACCGGAACAAUAAACCACACAAAAUCUGAAGUGGUUCCAAAAUCUUUCAAGGGCAAGACGUACCUACAGAAUCUGACAAAGCAGCUGUCAAUCAGCCUGCAUCCCAGUGGAGACCCUUGGCUGGAUGUGGACACAGAUGAUGCUGUAACAGCAUACACCACAGGGGUCUUCAGCACCUGGAUUCUUCCUUUAGCUUACAUUUUAGCUAUGAUUGUGGGUAUCCCUUCCAAUGCCUACAUUCUGGCUUUCCUGAGAGUGAGACUCCGAACCAAGUCCCUGUCCACAGUUGUGCUUUAUCUGAACCUGGCCUUAUCGGACCUGUUGCUGCUCCUUUCCCUGGCACUACGUGUUCACUACCAUUUCAGUGGAAACAACUGGGUAUUUGGGGAAAUCCCGUGCAGGCUGAUGACAGCCUUGUUUUACGGAAAUGUCUACUGCUCAGCACAAACUAUAGCAUGCAUCAGUCUGAAACGCUACCUGGCUAUAGUUAAGCCCUUCUUGUACAGGAGACUGGCUAAGACAGCACUAGCAAUGUGGGCGUGCGUGAUCGUGUGGUUCCUAUUCGGGGCGGCUAUUGUUCCAGAGCUCCUGGUUCGGCAAAGCUAUUGGCUUGCUCAGAUGAGAGUCACCACCUGUCACGAUGUGCUUCCCCUUGAAGAAAAAACCCAUUCACUUUUGGUGCCAUACAAACUGGUACUGGUUUGUCUGGGCUUUGUAGUUCCCUUUGUAAUUUCCUUGUUUGCACAUGCAUCAGUGGUAUAUCAUCUUGGACAAUCGGGAUGUGACUGGAGACCUUUCAUCAGGGUGAGCACCCUGGUUUUCCUCGUCUUUGUGGUGUGUUUUUUGCCCAGUGGUAUCCUGCACAUCGCACACUACGCCUGCCUGUUUUCCAGUGGGGACGACAAACUUUAUGGAUACUACAGAGGGGCUGUAUGUCUCUGCUGCUUCCACAGUUGUUUGGAUCCUUUCCUGUGUUUGCUCCUGUCUAAAUCGGCUACAUCAGAGAUACAAUUCAUCUCCAUCCGCAGGAUACCAGAGAGGCUGGCGGUUAUGAUAUGCGACUGAAUGUGUGCACAGAAACUGCAUGGCCUUGCCAGACCAUUGUUGAGACACAGCAAGGAAGCGCAAUUUCAUAUACAAAACCCAAGACACUAACUGAACAGUGUUUACAAUAACCAAAAAGGUGUACAGUGGUGGGACGGGAAUAUGCUGUAUCAUAAUUAAAAAAUAAACUAUUUACGCAACAACUACAUUACGUUUUAAAGAUUUAUACGGUAUUAUCAGCUGGCAGACAACGAUGCAUCCAUAGCUUUUGGAUUUUGUCCACAGUACAAUUGUACUAUUUAGUCGGCAAGUAAGCAAAUUACAAUUCCAUCAACAAUACAAUUUCUAGAUUCUAAAACCAUAUUACCUGACAGAGGAGUAGUUUGGUGUAGUGUAAGAUGUCAUGGUAGUGUUUGGCCAUGGCUGGGUUCACCCCUGUCAACUUGGCUGUGGGGAGGAGCAGGGCUGCAAGUGUCUGCUGAUGAUCUCCAGAGUUCAACGCUUCAUUGAUCUCGGCUAUAGCUAUGAUGCCUGCAUGGAGGACAAAAAUGUUAAAACUAGUAUAUUUGUGGGUUUGUAAAGAAGGUAGACAUUGUCCAAUUUAAGACAAAUGAGUCAUAAAUCUGCAAAAGUCAAAGCUAUGAUGGAAGACUAUUACUUUCUUACGUUCAUGCUCUUCCUGGACCUGAAUGUUGACUGUGUCGAUGCACUUUUGAACAUCAUUCCAGGUGAGGAACUCUUGACCUUUGGUAAGAGUCUCUUCCCGCAAUUUGACAAGAGUGUCAGCAUACCUGAUGAAAGGAAGGAACCAAAUAGACGUCAGACAUGAGAUCAUCAAAUUAAAUAUACACCAACUUCAGAUACUGUACUAGCCUGAGAAAUAAGAGGAGCAAGACUUUGAACUUCAAAGACCAUCUGUGCAGCGAAGAUUGUCACGUUUCAUUACCUAAAUUCCUAAAGACAAUCUUUUCAGCAUAUCUUACCUGUUUAGGUUGUCUUGGUCCAUGUUUGUAAAACCCAGAGGAGAGUCUGUCAGUUGCUCAAUCACAGCCUGUGGAUCUUUGGUGUCCAACACCUCAUUGAGCACAGCGACUGCUGACAGCAUCUCCACAGCUACACUCAACUCUUCGUGGCUCAGGCCCGCCUGAAUGAUAAAAGAAACGCAUGAGGUGCCACUUGACCAUCUAUUCAGUAUUUAUAUAUGGAUCAACAUAACAAAUACGAGUCAAAAUGAUGGAAGUCAUAUCCUACCCGUCCCCCUUGCAGCUGUAAACUAAAAAGCUCAUCCUGAUACAACUUGGCAGCUGUUGGGUAGACGAUGCAAAGCUGGGCCUCAGGGUUCAUGAGCUCCUCGACAGUGCGAGAUGAAUCUCCAAGCCGAAUGGCAGUAUUGAUUAAGGAAACUGCUUCACGUUCUGGUCAAAACGAUCAGAUUAACCAUGACAUAAGCACUGACAAAUGUUAUGGGGUUUUUAACUAUCAAUGUGCCCCAUUAGACAGCACUUACUUCGUCUCUCUGCCUCAGCAAAGUCAUUGCAAGAGCUGACAACUCUCUGAAUCUCCUCCUUGUCUAUCAGCACUGCCUUUCCUCCAUCCUGCAGGAAAAAUUACAAUAUCAGAGAGACAUCAAUAUGUAAAUAAAUUAUUUAGAGCAUUUGUUUCAACUGAAGUUACAAUUUAUUUCUUCCCAGUUAUAUGCAUGGUUUUGAAGGCCGUGCAAGCUUGGACUCAGUAUACCUUGGAUUUGUGCUGACAAUAGGCGGUAAAUUGCUCCAGGUACCAGCUGCGGUGUGUGUCCAGUACACCAAGCAGGGCCAGAGCUUGCAACCUCAGUGCAGCCAACAGAGCACCUUCAUCUUGGGCACAUACUGCUUGAUUGACCUGCCUCACUGCUGCUUGGACUGCAGACAGGGAAAAAAAAAGAAUUUGUUGUAAUAUAUGUGGACUAUACACUUUUUUUGUAAUUUGCUCCAAUUACACUUGCUUACAGUAUAAGUGACAGUAUGUGAGUGACAACAGAAAGAGUUUGUCUAUCAGCAACACGAACUAACAAAGAUUUGAGUUAACAGCAAAAACGUUUGUUCCUUACUGUUGACAAAGACAAUGCAGCUCUGAAUCUCUUGCUGAGUCAGCAGCUCCUCGUAAACAUCUCUUUCUUCAGUAGAAACCGAGGAGUACUAGGUAUAAAGAUAAAAAUAUGUUUUUGCAUACACUGGUAUAUAUUAUUUGAGCAUGUCACAGUUAUUCCUACAUUCCCUUUUGAUUAUGGUGUACUUGUAAAGCAAAUGGGAGAUGAGCUGGCUUGUGAUGCAGUGUAUUAAUGUUUGGUGAAGUACAGCUGACACUGCAGCAGCUGGAAUGUGCUGGCAAGGCUUAUGGAGUGAGUCAGUAUAGGCAGCAAUUUUCUGGGCCACUACAGUUGAUGAAAUUGCAACCAUCUGCUCAGGCAACUUCAAAGUAGCGAUGUCUUACUCUCAUGCUCCCUAAAAGAAAUUCUGCAAGUUGAUCAGAGGGUUAUUCACUCUGGUGAUUGAGUGAGAGCAAGCCAAACAAAUCAAGAGCCACCACUGAUACUUUAAACAAUGGCUGAUAUGUUCAUUGCUGUUCAUCUCAUUUGACCUCUCAUUUGUUGCGGGGUGAUGCCAAAUAAGAAGACAUUCAUUUUCAGUGUGAAUAAAGUUUACAUGCUGAAAGUGUGCAUCCAAAUUGUGAUUAUUGUGAUCAACAUUAUGAUGAAGUUCACAGAGAGUAAUGCUGGCAUUGUAAUAACAAAAUUACACACAUGCGGGUGUAGGUAAAAGAUGUCUUCUGAUGUUGAUUGCUUAUUCUUGUUGAGUCCUUUUAUGUUUAAGUUGUAUAACUAGGAGUGUAAUGAAUGUGCAAAGAAUGGCGCCGUCUCUCAUGGUUUUGGUACUGCAAUUGGGGUGGUAGUUCGAACGUACCAUAUCCCACCUUCUUUCUGUUCAGGCAUGACUGCGGUCAAU
Molecule: messenger RNA, 4276 nt
Organism: Doryrhamphus excisus (bluestripe pipefish)
Lineage: Eukaryota; Metazoa; Chordata; Actinopteri; Syngnathiformes; Syngnathidae
Gene: f2rl2
Product: coagulation factor II (thrombin) receptor-like 2
Biological process (GO): thrombin-activated receptor signaling pathway; phospholipase C-activating G protein-coupled receptor signaling pathway; positive regulation of Rho protein signal transduction
Cellular component (GO): plasma membrane
Molecular function (GO): thrombin-activated receptor activity
Source: RefSeq, a predicted model, not a curated record